AUGGUGAGUUCGAAAAGCCUGGCAAGCCGAGCGAAGAUGCCACCAAAGCGUCAGCGAGCGCCAGGUUGCUCGCAGAGCUUGGGCCCAGGUAUGCAGUGCCCGCUGCAGGUGCAGGUGGGGGAGGACAGCCUGGUUUUGGGCAUUUGUGGACCCAGCGAGCUUCGUGGCCUCGAGCGAAGCCGCAAGCAGCUAGCACCUCAACGUCGGUCGGCAGUCCCCAAGUCAACGAGGCUGGUUUCCGCGGAGGCAGUGCUGAGAGCAAGGCUUCGGUGCCUUGCGAAGGAGGCUUGCAGCGAGAUGCUUUGGCCAUGUGUUGGUCGUCGGGAUGUGGUGCAGCACAUCAUGUCUUUCAUCCAAAGCGAUAGGCCGCUGAUUGAUACGGAAGUGGGAGGCAAGAUGUUUCAGGACACAGGCUCGGCAAACUUGGACCUCUUCUUCCAGUCGGUUCCACAAGGAAGGCCGAAGGGGGACGAACAGUUGAAGGGGCUGCUAGAGAAGGCUUGGGCCGAGAGUCCAGAGGUUUGUCUGAAGCAGAUGUUCCUUCUCGGAUCCCGGGAUGGCAAGCAGGACAGGUAUUCCUUUUACGAUGCCAUGAUGUGGCUUUGGCACAAGGACCCCCACACCCUGCCGGCCAACUUGCACCUGGUGCCUGAGUGCAACUACUGGAAGGGCUUGCUGGAGAUACUGGCGCGCAUCUGUGAAGGCCCGGUGCGCAGCUUGCAGCGGGACUUGGCCCUGCAUUCGCACUACAAGCGCUGCCACAAGCCGCCCGCCAGCACGUAUCGGAUGGAGGAUGCCGGCAUCAAAGGGGAAGGCAACUUCUGGCCGGGCUCUCGUCUGCAGUUGGCGGAGGAAGCCCUGAAGCGUUACGACAGGGACCCGGUCUACCGAUCGCUCUUCGAACGCAUCGCACGACUCUUUGCAGAGCAGCUGCGCGUGGACCUCGCGGCCAUGCGCCGAGGCCAGAAGGUGAGGCUUUGCGCGAAGUGGUGCCCUCUGCUGUACCAUUCCUUUGAUCGCCGGACCCUCCUUUGCGAGGGUAUUGCCCGCUGGCUCUUCCCGGCGACCUUGCCAGAGUUUGCAGGCUGCAGCGAGCGACAGUAUGCCUACAGAGCUCGCGAUUUGCUGCGGGAGCGGCUCUCUGAGCUCACCGAGUACAUGAAGCUCCCGGAGAGGCUGAUCUGCCAGCAUCGAUGGGCUGAGAUCCGACACAAAUCGUUUCCCGCGGCUUGCCUGACCAAGCAUGCCAAGAGCUUCGAGAAGCACGACUCCGUCAGGUUCAGAGAGUUCAUGGACAAGGUCGAGGGCGGAAAGGUCCGGGUGAACACCGGAGCUCUGCAGCCACACGAGAUCUUGAAGCGCGUGCAACGGGCCGCUGGCAAAUAUGGCAAGGCCUUGGCGCAAGGACAAUGGCGGGCCAUGGUGGAGCGAAUCCGCGAAGCUGGCCAACUGCAGGAUUGCAUCGCUGUGUGCGACGUGUCGGGCUCUAUGUCCUGCGAGGCCGCACCAAACAUCAGCUGCAUGGACGUGGCCAUCGCACUGUCCUUGCUAGUGGCGGAGCUUUCUUCCGGGCCCCUGGCACGUCAAGUCAUCACGUUCCACGAGCGACCGUCCCUGGUCAAAUUUCCCGACACUUCGGACCUGUGCGAGUUGGUGAGCUUCAUUAUGCGGUUGGAUUGGGGUGGGAGCACCAACUUUCACCGAGUCUUCCAGCUCUUGGAGAAUGUUCCCCAACCGCCCAAGAAAAUCUUAGUCUGCUCUGACAUGCAGUUCGCCAAUGCCGGUGGCAACGCCACAGUGCUGGGGCAGAUUCAGCGGAACCAUCGGCCGGACCAUGCCUGA
This is a messenger RNA of Symbiodinium sp. CCMP2456, 1842 nucleotides long. Lineage: Eukaryota; Dinophyceae; Suessiales; Symbiodiniaceae. The record is from the annotation of a GenBank genome assembly.